AUGCCUGCCAUUUCUCACUUACAGUCUCUGGGUUCCAGUCCCAUGCCCAACGAUGAACCAGAAAAGAAAAGAGGACAGGUCUCCCCGCCCCUCCCCGGGGAUGGGGCUGGCCGCCUAGUGCGUGCGCACGCGCGCUGUCACCCAGAGGCGUCUCGGUGUGGAACGCGGGCGGCUCGGAGGCACACCUGUGAGGUGUCCCCCUCAGGAGAGAGGGCCAGUGGGCGCGCGGAGUCUAGACCCGCUCCUCAGCCACACUUGGGAGCGAGUUGUCCCGUAGUAGCACUGCACAGUCCAGGCCGGUGCCGACUAGCAUCCCGCCCAGGUGAUGAGGACCUCCCUGAGUCCCCAGCACGCCAGGCUGCUGCUGCUGCCGCCGCGGCCGCCAGACGCCUCCGUUGUCUGACCGCCGCCAGGGCUCGGCUGGGAAAAACGAUCUACAAGUGCCCCAUGUGCAGGGAAUUUUUCUCUGAAAGAGCAGAUCUUUUUAUGCAUCAGAAAAUCCACACAGCAGAGAAACCCCAUAAAUGUGACAAAUGUGAUAAGGGUUUCUUUCACAUAGCAGAGUUUCAUAUUCAUUGGUGAGACCACACAGGAGAGAAGGUGUAUAAAUGUGAUGAUUACGGCAAGGAUUUUAGCACAACAACAAAACUUAAUAGACAUAAGAAAAUCCACACCAUGGAAAAGCCCUAUAAAUGUUAUGAGUGUGGCAAAGCCUUCAACUGGAGCUCCCAUCUUCAGAUUCACAAGAGAGUCCACACUGGUGAGAAGCUGUACAUCUGCAGUGAGUGUGGGAGGGGCUUCAGUAAAAGGUCUAACCUUUGUAUGCACCAGAGAGUUCACACUGGGGAGAAGCCCUUCAAAUGUGAAGAGUGUGGGAAGGCUUUCAGGCAUACCUCCAGCCUCUGCAUGCAUCAAAGAGUUCACACUGGAGAGAAGCCCUAUCAAUGUUAUGAGUGUGGGAAGGCCUUUAGUCAGAGCUCCAGUCUUUGCAUCCACCAGAGAGUACACAUGGGGGAGAAGCCCUAUAGGUGUUGUGGCUGUGGGAAGGCCUCCAGUCAGAGUUCAAGCCCCUGCAUCCACCAGAGAGUGCACACAGGGGAGAAACCUUUUAAGUGUGAGGAGUGUGGCAAGGCCUUCAGCCAGAGUACAAGCCUUUGCAUCCACCAGAGAGUACACACCAAGGAAAGAAACCACCUCAAAAUACCAGUUGUAUAA
Molecule: messenger RNA, 1215 nt
Organism: Grammomys surdaster
Lineage: Eukaryota; Metazoa; Chordata; Mammalia; Rodentia; Muridae
Product: zinc finger protein 664-like
Biological process (GO): negative regulation of transcription by RNA polymerase II
Molecular function (GO): DNA-binding transcription repressor activity, RNA polymerase II-specific
Source: RefSeq, a predicted model, not a curated record